Molecule: messenger RNA, 4764 nt
Organism: Bemisia tabaci
Lineage: Eukaryota; Metazoa; Arthropoda; Insecta; Hemiptera; Aleyrodidae
Product: endoplasmic reticulum lectin 1
Biological process (GO): ERAD pathway; retrograde protein transport, ER to cytosol; endoplasmic reticulum unfolded protein response
Cellular component (GO): endoplasmic reticulum lumen
Source: RefSeq, a predicted model, not a curated record
UCCAUCACUUCAAUCAGUAUCAGCAGCUUUUGAUAGUUUCAGUCAGCUUCAGCUUCAGCCCUCCGGUGGAAUGGAACUUUUUGUCCCAAUUUGUAUGGUAACAUAGUAACUUUUUACUUUGUUGACUUCUGUACGGUUUUCGUGGUUGAUUUGGUUCGAAAUAAAAUUGUGAUUUGUUGUAACGCGAUUGGUUCGUGAUUGACGCGGCUGAGGGUUCUCCAUGGGUUCUCCAAACUGUCUCUAAACAUACUUACGUUCGUAUCUCUUUUUUUAAAAGCUGGAAUCGUGUUUUGAGUCUAUGUCGUUCUAACAUGAAGUUUCUGUCAAUUCUUUUCAUCUCUUUCUGCUAUGGCUCUACAAGUGACCUGGAGGCUUUUGAUGACACCAUCCUUUUCAAAAUCAACUGGCCUAGAGGAGAUGAAAAAUUACUGAAUCUGGAAGAAGAAAACCGAGAGGUGCUCCCUAUAUCUACCAAACUCAAUGAAGCGUAUCAAUGUGUUCUGCCAAAUAUCAAAGAGAAAGAUGCUAACUCACAAGAAGUGUACAAUGGGCCUAAUCCUCUAGAUCUUUUGUCACCCUUAUUCACACAGACUGGCUGCUCUUAUCGGCUCGAUAGUUAUUGGACCUAUGAAUUGUGUCAUGGCAAAUUCUUGCGACAAUACCAUGAAGAUAGGGAUGGCAAGCAGAUAAAACUUCAAGAAUACUUCCUUGGUCGAUGGACAAAGGUUCAAAUGGAAAAACUCAGAAUGGAAUUGGAUUCAAAGAAAGAUAUUCCUCCAUCUCGUUUUAAAAAAAUUGAAGGAAUAAAUUUACCUUACUUAGAAAUGAACAUGACCGAUGGAACUAUGUGUGAUUUGACUGGCCGGCCAAGGCAUACAAGUGUUUUGUAUGUCUGUUACAACCAUGGGAAACAUGACUUUUACUCUUUGAAGGAAGUGUCAAGUUGUCAUUAUGAAGUCAUUAUUAUAUCCUCUUUACUUUGCCUUCACCCACACUACAAGCCAAAAGAAACGGGGGAAAAUUCAAUUGACUGCAUACCUAAAGAUCCUGCAGGGAAGAAGCCGUUGCGGCUACUGCAGUUAGAAGCUGAGAGUCUCAUGUUGCGUCAUAAAAAUUUACUGGAUGAUGAUUUUACGCCUUCUCAGAAGAUUUAUACUGUUGUCUCCGUGCUUGAUAACGAGGGAGGUGGCCAGGAUGAUGAGCCCUCCUUGUUAAUUCAAAUAAGACCGAUGCCACAAAGUACACCCCAACAAAUUCAAAGCCAGCCGACCUCAGAAGGAAAUAAACUCUCCAAGCCUGUUAUGGAGUCUGGUUUCACACCCAUUGUCACUGGACCCUCUUUGGACCCCCUUGUGGCCUUUUUAAAUGGCAUAAAUUGCCUCCAGGGUGGUUCUGGUUGGUGGAAGUUUGAAUUCUGUUACAUGGAACGUGCAGAUCAAUAUCAUAUUGACUCCGUUGAUGGUAGUAGAACCACUGUCAGGUUAGGCACCUGGAACUUAAAAGACCAUUUGGAUUGGAUUGAAAGAAAUCCUCAUAAGAAACCAAAGCCGAUUGAUUCUCGGACUUAUGUUUCGCAUUUUUAUUCACAAGGAAGCAUUUGUGAAAAAACUGGUCAACCAAGAGAAGUAGAGGUGAAACUAAAAUGUAUUCAAGGAGGACCCUCAAAAGUCUCUUUGUACUUACUUGAACCGGAUACUUGCAAGUACAUUCUUGGCGUGGAAGCCAGCAUAAUCUGUCGACUUUUGCCCCAUGCAGAUGAAAACGGGCUAUUUCAGCUGCCACAGGAUGAAACCCAAGAUAUUGAUCUCACUUCUCUCUAAUUUGAAUUUGUUAAAUUUCAUAAGUUUUGCACCUCAUCCGCUCAGACCAACAAACAUUUUUAACAUUGUUGCUGCUAGCUGUGUGAUUCUCUCUUCAAGUUCAAGGAGCUUUUUAGAGGUACACAUAAAAAGUUGAUUGUGAUUAAUUUUGUGGCAAUGAUGACUGUUCAGGUCCUUUUGUUAAUAAUUGUUGAAGUUGUUUCCAGUCGCUUUGUUUUGUACAGAUCAUAUCUAACCUUGAUUAAGUCUGAAAAGUAUCAGUUCUGUAAAUAAUACAUCUAGUCUUUUUUUAAAGUUAUUAAUUCCUCCCUAUGAUUUGAGGUUUGUCAAUCAAGCCUUGAAGUUCGCUCAAAGAUUUUGCAUUCAAGUCCUUAUUACAAGAAAGAGCUGGUGACAAUUGUUGAAACCUAAAGCCAUUUUAUUUCGCAAGCAAGGUUUGAUAUUCAUAAUGAGUAUUUCUCGAAGAGCAGUGCUGUAAGCUAUGAAUGAUUGCAAGUAUGAAUUUGGCUCUAGCAUGAUUAUAUUUGAUAGGUCCUCCCCAUCAAAAUGUAAACUAUAAGAAAUGCAUUAAUUGAUAGCUAAAAUCUUUACGUAAAGCAAUUUUGCAGCUUUUAAACUCAAUCGAAAGUAAUAUGCAAGAUGCUCUUGUCAUAGUCCAUUCAAUUAAAUGAGACAGAGUAAAAUAAAAAACAUGUCCAUAUGCACAGAGAACUGGAACUUCUGAUUUCUACAAUGACCUGUUAGCUCUGGACAGGGCCCAUUGUGGUGUUGUUCUCAUCAUGUCCACGCAGGGUCUGGCCAUGCCGAUCUGUUCUUCGGCAAUGUCAUUCUCUGGCCACGGGUGCAAAUUGUCCUUCAGCCCUCAUCGGAAGUAGCAACUAGGACCUCUAGCUUGUUGCAAUAAUUUUGGUAUGAAAAUAAGCCCACCUGCCAUAAUUUUCGUAACCGUUGUCACGCCUGAAGUCUUUUCUGUAAAUAACAGCGCAGUAGCCUGUGGAAACUAGGCCAUGAGAAAGGCUCUGUAAGGAUACAAUAGGAAUAAUACCUUAAUUAGCUUGGUCUGCGGUUAGAAAAUCAUUGCAGAAAUUACAUGUUGGAAUUCUCUGUAUGUCCAUGAGUGCCCUUUAUUUUACUCUGUCCAAUUUAAAUGUUCAGACCACACUGCCAUGCCAAGGAAUUACAAGCAGCCAAAGUUCCUUUGAUGAGUGUAAAUUUUUAGGGAAACCUGUGAAUAUUUUUCUUUGAAUUUUUCAGAGAAUUGUACUUGUAAUCAGAUCUAAAUUAUCUGAAAAUUAUGAGAGCAAAUAUUCAUUACUCUGGAAAACAUAAAUUUUCUCGGCAAUAAUUUGGCAACUCUUGAUUGUUCAUACGGCGUUUUUCCUUAGCAAGGCAGUAUAGGUAAAUCAAUGUCCAAAGCAUGGGAAAACUAUGUCUGGUUGGCUAUUUACUAAUAAGAAUUUCAAAAUUACCUAUGCCGUUGUGAGCGUUUAUUGUACUGUACUAGAGUUGCACAUCAGUAAAGUUUGUCCCUUGAACCUGCCGUAGGAUCAGCAUCAUCAUAAUCUCAAUUGGACGUAUUUAAAUCAAAAGGAAUUCGAUCUAUUCUUACAUGAGCCCUAAGAUCUGUAAGAAUACAUGCAUGACAGGACCCAUGUCACGGUGAAUAUAGUUCCUUUUGAUUUAAAUGCGUCCAGUUUUGAAAUAUCUAAUCAUGCAAUGAGAUGAUGUUUUUAAUUUAAGCCUAGGUAAAUUUCUGUGUUUUAAGUUUAUGAAUGGAAGGUUUUCUAUGAUCUCCAAUCAAAAAGACCAAAAUCUUUGCAUUCUCCAAAACACUCCUCACUUUUUGGUCAGUAGUAUUCCUGUUAUCCAGAUUCUCUUAUGCCAGCCUAAAGUAAACAAAGCCUAAUUAAACUGGGUACACAUUAGCUUGAUCAAGUGAGGUAGGUUUCCUCCAGUGUGUUUGGACAGGUAGUUUUAAGUUGGUUAAGCUGAGUCUUAAUUCAUUUCUUCUGGGUUUCCUUGUACAUAACAUAAAUGAACCAAGUUUACUAGAAAUGCACAAAGUUAGAAAAAAUCGCAUUUUAGACUAAGCAAGUUUGGUGUAAUUCUGAAUUGAACUCGUUGUGCACUGUCUGAUGUAAAAAUUUUUAGUCAAGAAAAAUGUAUUGAACAUCAACAAGUCAUUAAAAUUUGUCUUUAACAUUGAGUCUUAUGGAAAAAUAAAACUGAAAACCUCUUUCUUUUGGUCCAAUUUUGAUGCAACUUGAUGCAUUUCUGCUGAACUCAGUCUAAAUGUUCUCAGUCUGAUGUACCUCCAAGGAAUAAAAUUGGUCACAUUGUAUUCCAGUCUUUCUCUUAAUCUUUGAUGACUUUUUUUCUUUUACUUACUUCUAAAAUUUGGCAAAAUAGUCAUUAAGUACCACUCAUGGUUUUCUUUUAGAUUUUGAUGAGUAUCAACCUUUUUCCAGUGUGCAGUUGCUGUUCAAGAAUUAUUUUCUCUGACCUCUCUCUGGUCUAUAGUUGAAAGUAGUCUAAAGGUUUAAAAUAAGGAAACUUAAAGGAAACAUUUUUCCUCAAUUUGAUACAUGCAUUGUCAUAACUCUAAAAAUAAUUUUUGUCCUGGCAAGAUUUUUGUAAUUUCUGAUGGAUGGUUAUGACCUGAGGAAUUAAAUUUAAAAUUCAAUUUUUCUUCUUUAUUGCUCCUGAAUGAAGAAGAAAAAACGACUUAAAAUAAUUUAACAAAAAGUUUAAAUAUUGAAAAUUGUGUCUAUGUUUUUUUUAUCAUUUGAAGAAAACAUAAAUCUAUUGUGCCCUCAGUUUUUGAAAAAAAUUGUUUUGGUUGUUUUGUAUUGAAUGUGGUACAAACCGUUGUUCCUUUUUGUAAUUAAAAAUUUGUACUUAUUAAAGUCUUGACUUUCUUCAUAUCAAGAGAGUAUCAUUUAAA